This is a messenger RNA of Aureobasidium subglaciale EXF-2481, 1566 nucleotides long. RefSeq lists its product as uncharacterized. The transcript has 2 exons. Gene Ontology annotation, molecular function: protein binding. The record is from RefSeq and is a predicted model, not a curated record. Lineage: Eukaryota; Fungi; Ascomycota; Dothideomycetes; Dothideales; Saccotheciaceae. The coding region runs from base 78 to 1229 and encodes 383 amino acids.
CACAAACCUACCUUCGAUCAGUUCCGCUUGUCAACACAUCACAACCUUCAAUCUACCCACAUAUUCCUCAAGCAAAGAUGGCAAAACGCUCUGUCAAGCGUGUCAAACGCGCACCAACCCCCUCUCAAGAACCGCCCACACAGGUCCAAGCAGGCUCAAAGUUCUCCGACCUCCCCAACCAGCUACUCCUAGAGAUCUUGAGCUACCUAUUAAAUGGCGAGAUGAAGCUCUUUCGCCUUAUCAACAAGCAAAGCCGCGAAUGCGCAUCCGACAGAUUGGGCGAAUACUUCAAGGAGUACACCUGCCCGUUCGAUGAAGUCCAUCUACAAAGACUCGUCGAUGUGACUUCACAAGCCAGCUUGGCUCCUUACGUAGGCACUCCCAUCAUUGCCAGCAUCAUCCAAAACCACUUCUCUUGCGGACGUCGCGGACCCAGACACCUCCCCACUACCGAGAGAUGCUACGCCAAGCUUGGGCAGGCACUCAAAAACAUCGCAACCGUCCGAGUGGGUCUUUUCAUUGGAUUUGAGAUUCUGAUAUACCCUUACGGUUGCUGUACCCCUAUCAACAUCGAUACCAACAAUGUUCCAGACUCUCUCAAAGACAGACUUUUUCGUUACACUCUCAAGACCGGAAUGAACAUCGAUGGUGUCGUUGUCAAGUUGCCGCUUGCAGCAUCUACCUGGUAUUCUCAUCGACCCUCGAUACAAGCACAUCUGAUGCGAUUUCUCGCUCACGCGCACAUCGAUAACUUUCAAAACUCCUACAAUAUCACGAUUGAGUUCAGUAACUAUGGAAUGUCCACUCGACAGAGUUGUGUCAUCAUCGAUCACUCUCGCAAGACUCUAUGUGCCAGCAACCAGAGUGGAGAUAAUUGCGUUCUCCUGCGCCCACUCCUCCUCGAACUGCGUCUGGAUGAGCUGGCUCUCUAUGGCUGCUCGUUGACUAUGGAACAAGUGGCAAGUCUCAACGGCCAGAAGUGCCUCAAGAAAGUCGUGCUCGACAACACAUUGGCCGGCCCUAUAAACAGGUUUUCCCGAUACUUUCGCCGAGGUGAACCGUCGGCUUCCUGGUCAAUCAUGCUGGAAGAGCUUUUCAUGCAACCCGAAGAGUUGGAGACUUGCCAUCUUAUCAACUUCACACGCAGACCAGAGGAUAUUUGGCUACAGGGAAGCAGUGAGACGAUCAAGGAAGAAGUUCGAAGUUACCUUCUCGCUUCGUCCAGAUGAAUCAUACAUCGACCAUCGAUCCAAGACAGUAGACAAGACUUGUUCAAGAUUGGGCCAAAGGACGUAACACCACAGAGAUGAAGCUCGAUAGACCACCAAGGCCUUGCACAAGAUGAGGAAGAUUCACCUCCAGAAUCAAAGCGAUAUAAGGGAGCAUAAGGAAGUGUAUAAUAGAUCUGGUAGUCUCUUCCAUGCCCUACUCAAGCUUUGAUCUUAACCUCUACUGUUUGAUUCGGUACUCCAGUAUGAUAUGACGUGCGAAUGUCCGCACGACAAAGACCGACUAACUACUAUAAGUGCCAGAAGUUGCCCUCUCAACAAUAUCAAACCAUCCGUG